Messenger RNA from Fonsecaea nubica, 1611 nucleotides. RefSeq lists its product as hypothetical. The record is from RefSeq and is a predicted model, not a curated record. NCBI's taxonomy places the organism in Eukaryota, Fungi, Ascomycota, Eurotiomycetes, Chaetothyriales, Herpotrichiellaceae. Gene Ontology annotation, cellular component: membrane. Bases 1 to 1611 code for a protein of 536 amino acids. Gene Ontology annotation, molecular function: transmembrane transporter activity. The transcript has 2 exons. Gene Ontology annotation, biological process: transmembrane transport.
AUGACCACCUUUGACGACAAAACCCUCCACGAGGCUCACGCCGAAGAUGUCGAGUCCGGUCGCCUGUCCAAAGACAUCAUCACUGAGCGUAGAGCAUCUCUGAAGCACGCCGACCGAGCCCUUGCCAUCGUGGGAGACCAGCGAGUGGAGCUGACCGAAGAAGACAACAAACGCAUCCGACGCAAGACGGACAAAGUCAUCCUGUCCAUUCUCGUCUGGGUCUACUUCCUCCAGAUUCUCGACAAGUCGGUGCUCGGUUAUGGCGCUCUGUUCGGCCUCACAGAGGACACACACCUCACCGGCGACCAGUAUUCCUUUCUAGGAUCUAUCGCCCCUAUCGCACAACUUGCCUGGCAGCCAUUCUCAUCCUUCCUCAUCGUCCGAGUCCCUCAUCGCAUCCUCAUGCCGGCCCUUUGCCUUGGAUGGGGUAUUGCUCAAGCUGCGAUGGCAGCUUGUCACAAUUACAGCUCGCUCCUGGCUGCGCGUUUCUUCCUUGGACUGUUUGAAGCCGGCUGUCUACCACUUUUCAGCGUCAUCACUAGCCAAUGGUACCGUCGAGCAGAACAACCCCUCCGCGUUGCAGCCUGGUAUGGUACCAAUGGAGUUGCGACAAUUGCCGCUUCAGGCAUCUCCUAUGGACUGGCUCACAUCCCCUCAUCCGCUCUGGCGUCGUGGCAGAUUAUUUUCCUGUUCGUCGGCCUGGUCACCAUUGUCACGGCACCCGUCGUGUGGUAUUUCCUCGACAACGAUAUUCCUUCGGCACGCUUUCUGACGGAGCACGAAAAGGCACAAGCCAUUGAACGUCUUCGUGCCAAUCAGACCGGCACAGGCAACCGCGAGUUCAAAUGGGAGCACAUACUCGAACUGGCAAUGGAGCCUAAGACGUAUCUCUGGAUUGGCCUUGCUCUCCUGCUCAAUGUGGGCGCCUCAGUCACCAAUACUUUUGGCCCCCUCAUUCUCGAAGGUGUCGGCUUCGACAAGUACAAGACCUCACUUCUCAAUAUGCCUUUCGGCGCGAUGCAGGUCAUCGUCAUCCUCCUCGCUUCGUUUGCAGCCCAAAAGGCCAAGCUCAAGUCUUUUGUCCUCGCUGGCCUCAUGCUGCCCGUCAUUGCUGGUUUGGCUGUUCUCUAUGUUCUCCCGCGGACUUCGGGUGCCACCGCUGGACUCUUGGUGGCUUAUUACCUGCUGGCCUUCCUCUUUGGAGGGAACCCGCUCAUUGUCUCGUGGAUCGUGGGCAACACUGGCGGCAGCACCAAGAAAUCCGUUAUCAUGUCCCUCUACAAUGCUGGCUCGAGCGCCGGCAACAUCAUUGGCCCGCUCCUGUUCAACAAGAAGGACGCGCCAGCCUACCACCCGGGUCUGCGCAAGGUGCUGGCCAUCUUUGUUACGAUGGUUGCCGUCAUCUUCAUCCAGUUUGCGAACCUUGUUUUCUUGAACAAGAUGCAGUCCAGGAAACGGGUGCAGAACGGCAAGGCGGCCAAGAUCAAGGAUCAUUCCAUGGAAGACAAGUACGUUGCCAUGGACGAGACUGAAGCUGGGCAGAGACUGGGUGACAAUGCCUUUUUGGAUCUUACUGACCGAAAGAAUGAUGAAUUCACGUAUAUUUAUUGA